AUGCUCCGCCAGGACAUCAUCAGACAUUUUGUCGACAAGCCGAUACGUCGAAAUCUCAACUGGAUCGACGGAAAAGCCAUACAAUGGUUGAAAUUACACAGAAACGACAUCGUGAUUGUGGACUGCGAUAAAGGACUGGGAGAUGCAAUCAUGCCCCGUACCUGGAUUAACCAAGAGUUGCAACGACUUUUGGAUUCAGGCUUCAAGAAGUUGACACCCAAUCAAUGUCAGCAACAAUCCUUUCUGGCAAGGUCCUGCAUUGAAAGCAUUGUGAACCAAGCACAGGCGCGCAAUGUGAUCUGCACGAAACAGGCCGAAUUCAUCAAAGUUGGUCUUUUUUCAGCCAAGGAAGGAACCUUCAGGUUGAGGGUAAAGCUGCACAAAAACCCGGUCGUUGGCAGACCCAUCGCGAACUUAUCAAACAGCUGGCUCACACCGGCGAGUAUCUUUCUGUGCAAAAUGCUAGCUCCAAUCCAGGAGAAGUUGACCUACACUGUGCACAGCAGUUACGAGUUCUUGGAAUCCAUGCCACGCGUGGUUCCACCCGGUUAUGAGAUUGCGACGAUCGACAUCAAAAACCUUUACCCCAGCAUUGAUACAGAGCACAUGCUGUUGACGCUUUCUGAGGAUAUUCUCGUCCACUACGGCCACACCGACCUCGCGAACUUUGUUAUCGGUCUGCUCCGUAUCGUCCUGCGGAAUCAGCUCAUACAGCAUCGCGGGGAGUGUUUCCAAGCCUUUGGUAUCGCGACAGGUUUGCCACCUGGCGUAUUUCUCGCAAACAUAUACGUGAACCACGUUGAUCAACUCGUGAUGCAAACGCACUCUUCAAAGAUCGCGUUCUAUGCACGUCUCGUGGACGAUUCCGUUGUGUGCACAAGCGACGUCGAUGAGAUACAGAGAGUCCAAAACUCGUGGCGGCAUGAUUUGGUGUGGGAAAUCUCAAGCCGUGGAGGUCGUUCUGACAUCGGCGAAGACGCGGUUGCAUUCCUAGACAUACAGCUAUCGCACCAUGGUGGAAGCAUGUCUUGGGAAACAUACCGGAAGCCCCUGAACAAAUACCUCUACAUUCCAAGGUCGAGCGCUCACCCUCCAGCUGCUAUUGUCAGCCUCAUUCGUGGAGAAACCGUUCGGAUUUGGCGCACCAACAGAAAGUACACCGAUGUGCACAAGCAUUUGGAGUUCUUCGCAUCUUCGAUGGCAAAACGUGGUUAUUCAUACCAACAGGUCAAGAAUGACAUUCAGAAGCAUCUACGCAAAAUCACAUCGUCUUCUCAACGAGUGACCAAGACAGCUCGCAAGAUGUUUGCUGUUAUUAAGUACAGCAGCUCAGCAGAAGAGCAGAAGAGGCGUGAGGAGGAGGAGCAACGGAAAAAGAUGGAGGGUGGUUUGGAUCGGAUCCUUCACUCGCUGACGAAGAACGUCAGCGCCCCCGACAUCACGGCUUGCGGUAUUGAUCUGAAUCCGGCACGCCUGCGGCUGCUAGCAAAGAAUCUCUCCGAGAAUACGUCCUGCCGCUCCAUCGACCUCAAUCGCAAGGGGCUGACCGACGAAGACGGCGUGUCCCUUGCAACGAUGCUGGAGAAGAACCAGGGCCUGUUGAAGCUCGAGUGCGAGGGCAACAACCUUGGAGUUCAGUCGGCGGAGAAGUUAGGUGAAGCGCUGCGGAAGAAUCAGACUCUUCGCUCUCUCAACCUCGAAAGCAACAAUCUGACUGCGAGUGGCAACGAUCAGAAAGGCAUCAUCAAGCUGGCUGAAGCUUUGCAGGAGAACAAGUCCUUGCGGGUGCUGCUGCUCUCAAAGAACGGAAUCACGGCCCAGGCCGGUGAAUACUUCGUCCGGGCCAUCGAGCAGAAUGACACACUGACUCUGGUGGACCUGUCCGGCAACGAUGCCUCUCCGGGCGUUGAGCAGCUCCGGAGGAUCGAUGCCGUGGUGCAGCGCAACCGAGAGCGACUCAGCACAAUUCGCCGUGCCGAGAGGCGCGAACGCUUUGCGCUCUACAACGAAGAGUUCAGGUGCCGACAGCAUGCCAUGCAGAUCGAGGCGAUGCGCCUGGAGAUCGAAGCCAUGCAGGAGCGGCGCUUGAACCGCAUGAAAGCUCGCUCCGAGAGGUGGGUGGAGGAAAUCCACGAAGUUUGCGAGGACGAGAAGCGUAAGCAAGAGGAGCUGGUGGAAGAGGCGGCGCUGCGCGCAGAGGCGAACAAGUCCAAGGGCAAGAAGAAGCGGAAAUGA
This is a messenger RNA of Symbiodinium sp. CCMP2456, 2235 nucleotides long. The record is from the annotation of a GenBank genome assembly. NCBI's taxonomy places the organism in Eukaryota, Dinophyceae, Suessiales, Symbiodiniaceae.